Messenger RNA from Ostertagia ostertagi, 333 nucleotides. The record is from the annotation of a GenBank genome assembly. NCBI's taxonomy places the organism in Eukaryota, Metazoa, Nematoda, Chromadorea, Rhabditida, Trichostrongylidae.
AUGAAGACUCACAUGGAGGAAGUCAAGAAGAAUGUCACCAGGCUUAUUGAUUACUUACCUACAGCGCUCGCAGAGUUUUCCAAAAUUGUAGAAAACGAAAAUUUGACUCCCAAGCAAAUUGGAGAAAAAAGGCACACUCUGACUGCCACAUAUCCUCAGGCGUUCCGUGUGCUGAAGUUCGCGUUCCAGCAGUUCAUGCCAAAACGUGGCCCUCAUGGUGGUAGACGUCAUGGCCAUCGCGGAAGCAGGCGACGUGAUGGGCCAUAUGACUCUAUUGACUUCAACAACAAAGAGAACAGCAGAACAAACUCUUUUCAAGGUUUCCGAGAAUAA